Papilio machaon (common yellow swallowtail) is the source of this 810-nucleotide messenger RNA. RefSeq names its product superoxide dismutase [Cu-Zn] (gene Sod1). The transcript has 4 exons. Bases 159 to 623 code for a protein of 154 amino acids. NCBI's taxonomy places the organism in Eukaryota, Metazoa, Arthropoda, Insecta, Lepidoptera, Papilionidae. Gene Ontology annotation, molecular function: superoxide dismutase activity; copper ion binding. Gene Ontology annotation, biological process: removal of superoxide radicals. The record is from RefSeq and is a predicted model, not a curated record.
CUCAUUGACUUUACCACAGACAGAGCUAUUCUAUUCCAUAAUUGCGCAAAGCGUUGAAGUAGUAGUCAUACCAAAAGUUUUUCCACAUUUUCAUUUUUAAAAACAUUAGUGCUGCACUAAUAAAACGCUAGUAUUUAUAAUUAUUACUAAUAUCCAAAAUGCCGACAAAAGCAGUAUGCGUAUUGAAUGGAGAUGUUAAAGGCACUGUUUUCUUCACCCAAGAGAAUGACAAAGCCCCAGUAGUGGUGACAGGAGAGGUGUCAGGAUUGGCAAAGGGUAAACACGGUUUUCACGUGCACGAGUUUGGUGACAACACAAAUGGUUGCACAUCUGCAGGCGCCCACUUUAACCCCAACAAGCAGGAGCAUGGCGCCCCCAACGCCGCUGUGCGUCACGUCGGCGACCUCGGCAACAUUGAAGCCACUGCUGACGGCGGAGUCACUAAGGUUUGCAUCCAAGAUUCUCAGAUCUCCCUGUGUGGACCCAACAGCAUCAUUGGCCGCACUCUGGUAGUGCACGCCGAUCCCGACGACCUCGGCAUCGGUGGCCACGAGCUCAGCAAGACCACUGGCAACGCAGGUGCCCGCAUUGCCUGCGGUGUCAUUGGCCUGGCCAAGUCUUAAUUUGCACAAACCCUAUCUCUUUAUGUAUUUUGGUCCAAAUAUUUGUUAUAGAGUUUGCCAAACAAAAGCUGAAAAGUAAAUUCAAUAAUUGUUGUUGAAAUUGUCUAUUUAUUCACUCGUAUAUAAUAUUUGGACCAUUGUAGAUAUUAAACCUGUCAUUAUAAAUGAAUAUGCUAAAAUAGAUUUG